UCAAGUCAGGCUCAUGAGACUGUGUACUCUGAGACUCAGCAGCCAGAAGUGCAGAAGAGCAAACAAUCAGAGGGGAACUUGAGGAGCCUAAUAUAUUGAGGACUACUUCUGUUGGACAUGAGCGGACCGUCGCUUCUGGAACCAUGUUCCUUUGAUUCAGGAAUCCUUGCUAGUCCUGAGACUUAGCUGGGUAACUUUAAUUUAAAAGGACAUUUUCUGGGGAGCUCCUGCCUCUGUUUGAGGUUAGGAGCACUAAAGACCAUCCAUAAGAGUUUUCCCUGGAUAUUAGCCAUCUUUUUAAAGAAAACAAACAUGAUGGUUCCUCUUUGCUUCCUCUUGCUGGGUGCUCACCUGCUUGUUGUGAGCGGGCAGACAGAGCCAAGGAAUCAAAUUCCCCAGGCUACAAUGUCUGUAACCCAGAGACUUGGGCUGGUUCAGAGGAAAAUGCACGACCAGGUGCGGCCCAACAUCACCAUGCCCCGUCGACGCCUGCCACCCAUGUGCACAGGGCCCACCGAAAUCAGGGACACUUUCAAAUACAUCAACACAGUGGUUUCCUGCCUGGUGUUUGUGGUCGGCAUCAUUGGGAACUCCACCCUUCUGAGGAUCAUAUACAAGAACAAGUGCAUGCGGAACGGGCCAAACAUACUCAUUGGCAGCCUGGCGCUUGGAGACCUGCUGCACAUCAUCAUCGGCAUUCCUAUCAAUGUCUACAAGCUUCUAGCAGAGGAUUGGCCCUUCGGGGUGACUCUGUGCAAGGUCGUGCCGUUUGUCCAGAAAGCGUCCGUGGGGAUCACUGUGUUGAGUCUCUGCGCUUUGAGUAUUGACAGGUAUCGUGCCGUGGCCUCCUGGAGUCGAAUCAAAGGCAUCGGAGUUCCAAAGUGGAUGGCCAUCGAGAUUGCUCUCAUCUGGAUAUUAUCUAUCAUCUUUGCCGUGCCAGAGGCAAUAGCCUUUGACAUGAUCACCAUGACCUACAAAGGAGACCACCUUAGGAUCUGUCUGCUGCACCCCAUGCAGAAAACUGAAUUUAUGAAGUUUUAUAAAUCAGCCAAGGACUGGUGGUUGUUCAGCACAUAUUUCUGCUUGCCGCUUGCCUGCACAGCCAUUUUCUACACCCUGAUGACCUGCGAGAUGCUAAGGAAGAAGAACGGGGUGCAGAUUGCCCUUAGCGACCACAUUAAACAGCGGAGGGAGGUGGCCAAGACGGUGUUUUGUCUGGUCCUGGUGUUCGCUCUGUGCUGGCUCCCUCUACACCUCAGCCGUAUCCUGAAGCUCACCAUCUACGACGAGAAGGACCCGAACCGCUGCGAGCUGCUCAGUUUCUUUUUGGUGCUGGACUACAUUGGCAUCAACAUGGCUUCCAUCAACUCUUGUAUUAACCCCAUUGCUCUCUACAUGGUCAGCAAACGCUUUAAGAACUGCUUCAGGUCCUGCCUGUGCUGCUGGUGCCUACCUGCCGAAAUGCUGAUGGACGAAAAGCAGUCAUGCAUGAAGCUCAAAGUCAGUGACCGAGCCUCCGACCAGAGCCACUCCCGCAUCACCAACAAGUCCAGCACGGCCUGAAAAGGCACACACCUAGAGGUGGGACUAGAGGUGGUACAAGGAGAAAAAUAAACAAAAGAAAUGAAGCAGAGAGAAAAGAAAAAAAGGAAUCGAUGUACGACUGAGUGAAACAAGCCCCAUUCUUUUCUCAUGAAGUGGUCCAGAUGUGCCUUUUGGAAAUCAGCUUAAACAGAAACUUAUACACCUUCUUAAACCAAAGAAAGAUGUGAGUUUAUAUUUUAUUUUCUUAAAGGCUAGAACCAUGUAAAUAUGAACAAAUCUUAAAAAGAUAACUGUAGAGUGUUGCUUUAAAAGGGGUUACGGCUCAGUAGGCUGAAAGAGCAAAUCAGACUCACUCUAUGGAUUUAGGUUGUAACUUUAAAAAAAAAAAGAAUCUCUUAUUCUAUAGACGGUUGUGUGUAUGUAGCCGACACACGAUCAUGAAAGGUUCUCCAGUGGCUCUAAGGCUGCACUUGUUUGUAUAAUGUAUAUUCAAAUUAACGAAUGUAUGUCAGUCCUUCUGCAUACUUUGCAUACUUGUCACUGGGGGUGUAACGAGAUCACAGCAGGAGCUCUUGCAAAAUUGAAAUGCUGCAAUAUUUUUUUGUCAGAAUGAUGUCUGUCUUGCUCUGCAGCAUCUAGCUGCUGUUUGUAUCAGAUUUUUGUUUGGUUAUGUAAGCAUGAACUAUUCCUAUCUGCUUAAGACAUCAAGAUAAGAGCUUUUAAACUAACCUUUUUUAGAUUUUACUCUUAUUUUUGAAAGAGCAAAGGACUCCUUGUGUUUUGUUUACAGUCAACAGAUACAUGCCAUUAACACAUUUGGCUACAUUGGUACUGAAUAAGCAAAGAAGACUCUAAACAAGCUAUUUCAAGUUGCUGUCAGGUCUUUAAAAAAAGCAAAAAGUAUACAUUUACAGCAUUUCCAGCAGUGGGAGAGAGCAAGACUUUCAGCAAGUAACAAGAAGGCUGAACAUAUUGCAUAUUCUUUAACUUUCAUUCUGUUAGUCAUGAAAGUGCUGGAUUUGGAGAAAAUGUCUGUAGUCUUUUUUAAUUGUCAGUCUUAGUGUAAUGAAUACACCCAGAGGCUAAUGUUUGGCUAAUGCUAGCAAAACUAAAUGCUCCAGUUGCUAAUGUAACAAUUUGAAACUGCUAUUAUUUUGGCUUUUCUUUAAAAAAAAGAAAAAAUUUUUUAAAAGGAACUCUCUUCUGAUACACAUUUACUAUGAAUAAUAAAUAAUUACUGCUUAUUGAAGAAUGAUGAGGGGAAAAACACGGAAUUUAGCUCUUGUGUUGUCUUAUUUUGGAGGUGAAACUGAAAAUUGGCUAAACUGGUGAGAGGAUUGCAGAACUUAAAACCAUUUUCUUUCAGAGCUCACUUUCAGCACUGAACUAAAGGGAUUUUUUUUCACUCCUAAAUAUAAAAUAAGAUGACUAAUCCAACCUGAAAUAAAAAGUUUUGCCCUAAAAAGAGUUUUUUUAAAGGUUUUUAAAUAUAUAAAAACAUUAUAGGGUCUUUUUUAUCAGUAUUAUAUUGACUUUGGAAGCACCAAACACAAACAUUGCACACCUUACUAAAUACAGAGAGGUUACUGUAUUCUAAAUAAUUUCAGAAAGGUUUAUAGAUGCUAUGUUGCUGAAAUGCCCUGAAUCAGAACCGAUCAAUGAACACCAGAUUUAAAUAAUUAUAUCAAUAAUUCAGAAUCAAACAGGUUGGAAGCGUUUUGCUGUGUCACUCGCUGAAGGGGAUUCUGCAUUGUAAAAAUUAUACCGACCUGUGUUUGAGAAACACUCUGAGAAACAAGAACUGAACUUUCUUAAUUUCCCCAGGUGUAUAAACAUCCAGAAAGUAAAAGCAUCUUAGGGGUGUAACCUCCAUAAUCUUAAUCUGAAAACAUUACUUAUUCUAAUGACUUUCAGGCUGGUCUCAAUGCUGCGCCACAAUGUUAGGAGGAGUUAGGAUUUGUUAACACAGCCACAAAAGAUUUGUCCAUAAGUGGCAGCAGCAAACCAACAUCUCAAAGGGUGAAACAUGACCUUGACCCAAAAAUGCAUCAUAUAACUUCUUUUUUCCCCAGAUUAAUUCUGCAUUCUUGGUUUUAAAGAGGGGUAAAGAUCUUGUCUUGUUUUGAAGAAAACAUUUUUCUUUGGUCUCACGAGUUGAACGUAUCGCUACACCCCUACACUGAUGCUUUAAACAUGUGCAUUGUCUCACCAGUUCUUAAACUACUGAUGUUAUGUUAUUGUGUACAGUUAUCGGGCUGCUGAUGUGGCUCUAAUUGCUCCAUGGCUGAUCUUACUUUCUGUUAUCCUAAUCGGACUGCUUACCUUAGCCGGUAUGCAGUGCUUUAACUGUUUUUCUUCCAACACAGACAAAUAAAGAGAAAAACACAGUUACAAAAGUGAAAA
This is a messenger RNA of Cyprinodon tularosa, 3948 nucleotides long. RefSeq names its product endothelin receptor Ba (gene ednrba). Gene Ontology annotation, cellular component: membrane. Gene Ontology annotation, biological process: vasoconstriction; regulation of blood pressure; enteric nervous system development. The coding region runs from base 313 to 1563 and encodes 416 amino acids. Gene Ontology annotation, molecular function: endothelin receptor activity. The transcript is spliced from 8 exons. The record is from RefSeq and is a predicted model, not a curated record. Lineage: Eukaryota; Metazoa; Chordata; Actinopteri; Cyprinodontiformes; Cyprinodontidae.